Messenger RNA from Symbiodinium sp. CCMP2456, 535 nucleotides. The record is from the annotation of a GenBank genome assembly. Lineage: Eukaryota; Dinophyceae; Suessiales; Symbiodiniaceae.
AUGACCUGGGUGUCCAAAUGCCUGGCCAUGGUGGCAAUGGCCCUCAUGACCCGUGGCGAGGAUCUGGAAGAACGGGCACUGCAUCAAGACGAUCAGUGCACAGGAGAGCAGUGUGCGCUGAAUGCGUUGCAGCAUCGGGGAGCAAAAAUCGCCACCGAAGCUGUCGAGGCCGAAGAGCUUCAGGCAGAAGAUGAGGUGGAGGACAUGGUGGACACCGAGGAGGACUUGGGAGUCAACUACACAGAGCUGAUGGAGUACGGCUGCUUUGCUAAGCCGUCGAACAUGCGUCUGUCCUGGAGAGCCAGUGGUCGAGACUUCUUCCAGCAGUUCACGUUUGUCACGCAGGAUGACACACAUGGAGCUCACAAGUAUCUCAACUUUCACGACGCAGUGAGGCAUGGAGUGAUUGGGGCGACUAACCACGGCUCUGUUUUCAUGAAGAUCGGCGGUAUCGAGCCCACAGGUGAGUGGAUCGCGCCGUACAAGCGUCAUUCGGUCAUGAUCCACUCCAACUACGCUUGGCAUCCACAGGAUG